Molecule: messenger RNA, 3941 nt
Organism: Paramuricea clavata
Lineage: Eukaryota; Metazoa; Cnidaria; Anthozoa; Malacalcyonacea; Plexauridae
Source: the annotation of a GenBank genome assembly
CUCAACCACUCUCAUAUUGCUCCGUGGCUAUAUAUAAGUGCAGACUGUUCAGUACGUUUCACAGAGUUUCCUGAUCAGCUGGAGAGAAGACGGUCAAUUGCAAAUUUGGUGAGUAAUUUGAAAUAAAUUCUCAAUUUGUUAUUAAAAGUGGUUUGAAUGAACUUCACGCUUUGAAUGAACUACUAAGUUAUAUCUUAAAGACUUAAUAUAUAGGUGGGUAGUGAGAAUUUAUUUAAACACGCUGACCAUUUUUACUUAAGGUGUUGAUUUUCCACAUGGGGUGCCGCGGUAUGUGAAGUAAUCAGCUGCAUGCAACGUACAGCUAGCUAUAUGAUCUUUUUCAUACAAAUGCAUGCUGGAUGUGUAAAAACGGAAUCGAUCGCGAUCGUCUAUUCUUAAUAAUGUUGACAAUGCUAUUUCCUAUAAUUAGUCUUGUUUUUAAGCUUAACUUGUUCAUAUUUCUUCGGAACGAUCGGCCGUCAUUUGUGUCUUUAGUGUAAGAAAUAACUGCACAUGCAAGGACAUAAAAGGACUAAAAUGACUAUUUCAUAUGAGCAAAAUUGACUUGGUCACCACAGUUGCGACAUCAUCGAAGCAAGCCUAAAAUUUCAGAGAUUUAAAGGGGACAUUUUCCAUUCUGUAAAUCCCUGAUUCAAUGAAGGUCAAAUUUUGACUGCUUUAUAGUAGUUUUUAUGUCGGUUUUUACUGUAGUAAAACUAUUCCGAAUGAAUUCAGUGUUUAAUAUGAUUUGUUACAGAAAUCAAACGAAAACGUUACGAGAUGGCAUACACUCCUAUUGAGUGCUACCUUGGUGAUCUGCCUGACACAAGCGGUUCUUGUUGUGCAAAAGAAUACGGCCUUCCCGGUGAUGUCGCUGUUACAGCUAAGGAAAUUCUCGUUUAUCUCUGGGUCACAACCAAGGGUGAUGAGCAAUUUCAUCGUUAUUAUUACCAAAUCGAGACUUCAGAUGGUAAACAUUCGUACCCUCAAUUCAUGAAUGUUGCUGCUACCGAAGAUAUCGUUCUCAACUCCUCCAAUUUGUGGCUGCCUGUUUUUAAAGACCAAAGUAGGUGAUUGACUUUCUCAUCACUAGCGACGCCAUCUUGAAUCAUGAUACAUGAUCGAUGGUACGGCCAGGCUAAAAGCCAAAUUGAAAAGUCGUGUAAACAUGCCAUGCGGUAAAUUUAUUCAUUACUGUCAUCAACACGUUUUUACAACAAUAACGAAGUAUAGAUCAGCUUCAUAAGCAAUAGAAGAUCCGAGUCUACUAGCAGUAUUCAGGUAUUCUAACUAAGGAUGACAAAGCCAUGUAAUAGUCAAGUGCACAAUCCAAGUGCGAACCAGUGAGCUCUAUAUUUGUAUUCAGAAUUAUUACGUACAUGAUCGAUGGUACGGCCAGGCUAAAAGCCAAAUUGAAAAGUCGUGUAAACAUGCCAUGCGGUAAAUUUAUUCAUUACUGUCAUCAACACUUUUUUACAACAGUAACGAAGUAUAGAUCAGCUUCAUAAGCAAUAGAACAUCCGAGUCUACUAGCAGUAUUCAGGUAUUCUAACUAAGGAUGACAAAGCCAUGUAAUAGUCAAGUGCACAAUCCAAGUGCGAACCAGUGAGCUCUAUAUUUGUAUUCAGAAUUAUUACGUACAUGAUCGAUGGUACGGCCAGGCUAAAAGCCAAAUUGAAAAGUCGUGUAAACAUGCCAUGCGGUAAAUUUAUUCAUUACUGUCAUCAACACUUUUUUACAACAGUAACGAAGUAUAGAUCAGCUUCAUAAGCAAUAGAACAUCCGAGUCUACUAGCAGUAUUCAGGUAUUCUAACUAAGGAUGACAAAGCCAUGUAAUAGUCAAGUGCACAAUCCAAGUGCGAACCAGUGAGCUCUAUAUUUGUAUUCAGAAUUAUUACGUACAUGAUCGAUGGUACGGCCAGGCUAAAAGCCAAAUUGAAAAGUCGUGUAAACAUGCCAUGCGGUAAAUUUAUUCAUUACUGUCAUCAACACUUUUUUACAACAGUAACGAAGUAUAGAUCAGCUUCAUAAGCAAUAGAACAUCCGAGUCUACUAGCAGUAUUCAGGUAUUCUAACUAAGGAUGACAAAGCCAUGUAAUAGUCAAGUGCACAAUCCAAGUGCGAACCAGUGAGCUCUAUAUUUGUGUUCAGAAUUAUUACGUUUCCUGUAUUUAAAUAUAGUGUGAUAUUUAUUUUAUUUUAUUUUGUUUCGCUCAUAAUUAUCUGGACUAACAUUAACAAGCUCCAGCUGAAUGCUGAUAAAUACAAGGAAAUGGUUAUUGACCUUAAGAAAAUAAAGCAUGAGUUCAAUACGAUCACAGUCACUCCAAUGAACUCGAGCUAGUGACCAGUGCCAAAGUUUUACGUGUUAAGAUACAUAUCCAACUCCCUACAAUGGAUCAACCAUGUAAACAAAAAGAAGGGAAAUAAACGUUUGAAUUUUUUUAUUUUGUUUAAGCGUGAUAACGUCCCUGCUCGAGAUAUUAUCAGCUUCUAUACUGCACUUGCGUCAGAGCAGUACUCGAGUAUUGUGUUCCUGUAUUCCAUCAUGCUCUCCCAGGAUAUCUGGAUAUCUUGAACGUAUUCAAAAGCGUGCGCUCUCGAUUACAUCUCCGGGAUCCGAUAAUCUUCAAACACAUAAUGUUAGUAUAUAUACUCUUAAGGACACGCGUCUGUAAGUGGUAUUUUGAAGAAAAACGAAAAACACACAUAUCAUGUAUCAUGUAUCAACACUUUUUUACAACAAUAACGAAGUAUAGAUCAGCUUCAUAAGCAGUAGGAUCAAUGGAUUUUUGGUGGUGUCCAAUGUCGCUGUUGGCAUAGGUAGCCCAAGAAUACGUGUAGAAUGCACCAAAUGUGAACUUUUGAAUAAGCUCGCCCAGUAUUCCUUCAAGCGCGGUCUAGUCUGUGGUCUAAUGAAAAGCACUGUGUAUAUGUAUACUAAAGACCUAAGGUUGACAACUAUAUUCAAUUAAGUUUACGAACAUACGACUUUGCAUGGCAAAACCUAAAAUACUUCGCACACGUAAAUAAAACAUGAUAAAAAAUCAUUGCACAUUAAUUUAAACCCUGAUGAUUUACUCACAAAUAAAUUUGUUUAAGAUACUGCAAGAAAGCUGAAAAAACGCUGAAAAAACUAGCUUGAAUCAAUUCCCUCUUGCUAUGCUCUAUAGCAAGAAUAUUUAAAAGUGAAUAUGUUUUCUUUACAGUCCGCGUACGUCAAUCGUAAUUUUUCAUUAUUUUUUUUCAUUGUGGAAAAUUUCUGAAGCAGAUAUUUAAUAAGUUUUUAAAUUUAGUUAACUUAUUAUUAAUUUGGACCGUUGUGAAAACAAUCGUGUUUGAUGGUGUAUAGGCAUUUUAUUUUGGCUUCAACGUCUUCUGGCAGGCUAUUGUUCCAGCAUAAAUACAUCGAGUCCACUGAGUUCAACUGAACCAAAUAAAAAUAAGAAUAAUAAAGUAAUAUUAUCCGGUUGAGGACGCGUAAUAAGUAGGCAUAAUUAAUAGAAAGCAAAGAAUAAAUUGUACUCAAUACCCCUCCCCCCCCUCGCAAAUUAUACAUGCAACCCUGGAAAAAAUCUGUCGCACAUGCUUCACGAAUUCCACUUCCAUUUUAUGAUUUAAUUUCACCUCUUCUUUAGGGAAAGUUAAGGUGACUUUGACGGACGCUGAGAAGUCGGACAAAUCUAAAAAGGGCAAAUGUAUUGCACAUAAACGUCGAAUAAAACAACGUCGCAACGAUGGGACAGAAGAAGAUAUAGAUGCACACAGUCAAAUAUUUGUCAUAGGUUAUCGCUGAUGUUAAACUAUCAUACGCCUUUCUUAUAAUAUGUCAUGUCUGAUUUCUACACCAAAUUCCCAAUGAUUUUCAGUGUGUACGAUGCAUGUGGUUAAUAAAUAAAAAGUGCGUUCAACCUUUCAUUGAGUGUGCUAUUUCUUUUGC